AUGGCAUCUCUAUCUGAGGAUGAAACUGAAUUGAAACUGAACAUUUUUUUCCCAUCCCUCCCUAUCCAAAGAUGCAGGGGAACGUACGAAAUGGACCUAAAAGGGUGCAGAAAGAGCAGCCACGACUGCAACAAAAAAUCAAGAGGCCACCCUAGUCUACUGCCUGGAGUGUUUUGCCUCUUUUGUGAACAUGGUAUCUGCUAUGGGUAUGAGCUGAUAGAAUCCAAUGAAUCGCCAAACAUCCCAUUCACUCUCCUUUUGACAAGAUUUAAGAAAGCUCCAUCCACUGUCAUCUAUGACAAUUCUUGCAAGCUGCACACCUACUGCUUGAACCGUUAUCCCGACUUUUUUAGAGGAACGUGGUUUUUAGUCGACCGGCUGCACUGGUUCAAUCACAGAGGCUGCAAUGAUGGCUACAAUAUAAAUGAGUAUGCCCAGUUCAGCAGUCUUAACAGUCAGGCAGCUGAGCAGUGCAACAGCUCACUUGGUAAAUUGAAGUCAAUGCUGUCGUACAUGACAAACAAAAUUUUUCACUUGCAUUGUAAAUUUUACUUGUGGGUUUUGAACUUAAGAAAGCAACUUAAAGCUGACAUUUAAGCAUAAAUUCACUAUUGUGCAUCUGAUGUAUGCUAUUUUAUGCCACGUACAAAAGAAACAAAUAAUGUAUAAAAUCUGCGCAGAUAUGCUUUUUAUACCCCCCGCAAACGAAGUUUGGGGGGGUAUAUAGGAAUCACCUUGUCCGUCCGUCCGUCUGUCCGUCCGUCCGUCCGUCCGUCCGUCCGUCCGUCUGUCCGUCUGUCUGUUCGAUUCGUGUCCGGUCCAUAUCUUUCUUAUGGAGAAACAUUAGAAGUUCUUACUUCACACAAAGAUUGCUUAUGACCUAAGGGUGUGUCAUGACCUUGUACCAAGGUCAUUUGGGCAAGGUCAAGGUCACUGGCAGAAAAAGUGCAAAAUUCGUGUCCGGUCCAUAUCUUUCUUUUGGAGAAACAUUAGAAGUUCUUACUUCACACAAAGAAUGCUUAUGACCUAAGGGUGUGUCAUGACCUUGAACCAAGGUCAUUCGGGGAAGGUCAAGGUCACCAACAGAAAAAGUGCAAAAUUCGUGUCCGGUCCAUAUCUUUCUUAUGGAGAAACAUUGGAAGUUUUAACUUCACACAAAGAUUGCUAAUGACUUAGGGUUUGGCAUGACCUUAACUCAAGGUCAUUCGGGCAAGGUCAAGGACACUGACAGAAAAAAUUGCAAAAUUCGUGUCCGGUCCAUAUCUUUUUCAUGGACAAACAUUGGAAGUUCUUACUUCACACAAAGAUUGCUUAUGACCUAAGGGUGUGUCAUGACCUUGACCCAAGGUCAUUUGGACAACGUCAAGGUCAAUGGCAGAAAAAAGUGCAAAAUUCUUGUCCGGUCCAUAUCUUUCUUCUGGAGAAACAUUGGAAGUUCUCAAUUCACACAAAGAUUGCUUAUAAGCUAAGGGUUUGUCAUGACCUUGACCCAAGGUCAUUUGGGCAAGGCCAAGGUCACUUGCAGAAAAGUAUAAAACUCGUGUCCAGUCCAUAUCUUUCUAAUGGACAAAUAUUGGAAGUUCUUAAUUCACAUCGAGAAUGCUUAUAACCUGAGAGUAUGUCAUGACCUUGACCAAAGGUCAAUUGAGGAAGUUCAAGGUCAUUGUUUAAAAAAAUCGGGCUCAAGAUACCAAUAAUUCAAAAUGUUUAUAUUAAGUGGCUGCUUGACAUGUGGAAUUUCGUUUGAUUCGAGUCAUGUUUGUUAACAUAAGGAUGCAAAUGUCCUCAUGCAUUAACAGUUAACUUGAACUAAAAUGGAAUUUAAAGAAUAGAAAUUAGUUUGUGUACUCAUAUAAGCAUUAACAGUUUUAAAAAAUAGAGCAGUUGUUAUUUAUAGAAAAUGGACGAUGAAAUAGAUUCAUUCAAUAUUUUCUAUAAUAGAAAAAAUACAUGAGUUAUGAUUUUUCUUAGCGGGGGGUAUCAAUUGUGAGCUUGCUCACAGUACCUCUAGUUUUGCCAUGCAGGAUUUUAUCACGGUUGUAUACGCUUCAUUUAAAACUUUAUUUUGAAACUAAGCAGCGGAUAUGUAAUGUAAAAGAAGGAAAACAUUGAGAUUCAAAACAAUGUGAAAAAAUGCAUAUAAUUUGAUUUAUUGCGCUAUUCUGAAUAGCUUAAUUACGCUAUUUUUUCAAGCUACAUGUAUAUAAAUCAGGAGGUAGUGCUGGACCUGACACUAUUAUACACUGUUUAAUAUAGACAUCAUGAGACAAUUAACAGAUUAAGCAUCUGUGUUGUUUGGUUUUUGCCAUUGUUUGCAUGUGCAAUUAAAUUCUUCCU
Molecule: messenger RNA, 2337 nt
Organism: Magallana angulata
Lineage: Eukaryota; Metazoa; Mollusca; Bivalvia; Ostreida; Ostreidae
Exons: 3
Coding region: 1-597 (198 amino acids)
Source: RefSeq, a predicted model, not a curated record